Anguilla anguilla (European eel) is the source of this 2551-nucleotide messenger RNA. It is a transcript of the gene pdap1b, whose product is annotated as pdgfa associated protein 1b. The transcript is spliced from 6 exons. Lineage: Eukaryota; Metazoa; Chordata; Actinopteri; Anguilliformes; Anguillidae. Gene Ontology annotation, molecular function: RNA binding. Bases 660 to 1157 code for a protein of 165 amino acids. The record is from RefSeq and is a predicted model, not a curated record. Gene Ontology annotation, cellular component: cytosol.
CGAGACGUUAUCUUCAGUCAACUUUGGAUAUGUUGCACUAACCUGAAUGUAAAGCAAGCUAUUUUAAAUUGCCAAAUGUCUGAGUGGCUGUCUAACAAAAAUACUAUUCACUAUAGCUAACUAGCGACAACGUUUCAGCUUCUUGGAUUAGGAAACACCAUGAAACACGUGCGCUGUCUAGCUACUGUAGCUACCUACCUGAAAUUCACAUCGCAUGUAAUAGAUAGUGUCAAUUUCACUGUCCUUAGAGGGAGUUUACACCUGAGGUUUAAACGGCCUAGACCACAGAACUGCAUUACUGACUGAAUCACAGCUUGUCCGUAUUACUUAGAUUUGGAUAGCCGUUCCAGUUGUAAUGGAGUUCUGUGGUCCAGUAGUUUAAACCUGAGGUUUGAACUCCAACUAAGCGCGCUGCAGUUGACCCGUAAUGUUUUACUGGAGACGGUGUUGCAUUGUACAUAUUGCACGUCAUGUGUCUGUUUUAUCAACAUUGUUUCUGCCACAGCAGUGUAAUUAACGGUAGAUUGGUUCGACAAACUAUUAGUUAGCCUCUGUAGCCUGCUAAAUGGCAUCCAUCCACCUGCUAGCACGAGUAAACCUACAUCAGUUCUACAUAACUGUGUACUUCAUAAUGUAGAAAAGGUGGUCAUAAAGGACGGAUGAGGACGUACACGAGCCCCGAGGAGAUAGACGCUCAAAUGAAAGCCGAGAAAGAACGGAAGAAGCAGGAGGAAGAGGAAGGAGCUGCAUUAAAUGACAGUCAGGUUGAGGAGAAAGCGGCAAAGUCUGACUCCGAAGACAGCGAAGAGGACAGCUCGCAGAAGAGGAAAGGAGUGGAGGGAUUGAUAGACAUUGAGAACCCGAAUCGAGUUGCGCAGAAAACAAAGAAAGUGACAGAGUUAGAACUGGAGGGCCCCCGACAGCUCUCCAGGAGAGAAAGAGAAGAGAUCGAAAAGCAGAAGGCUAAAGAGAGAUACAUGAAAAUGCAUUUAGCCGGGAAAACGGAUCAGGCCAAGGCAGACCUAGCGCGACUAGCGAUCAUCAAAAAACAGCGGGAAGACGCUGCGCGGAAGAAGGAGGAAGAGAGGAAAGCUAAAGAGGCCGCGGCAGCAGCAGCAGCAGCGGCGAAAGGGCUCCACACGCUGUGCCUCAAAUGAUGAAUAAUGCCCUGGGAGGCAUGUACUCCCGCACAUGGACUAAUGCAAAUGGAAUCUGUUCAUCUUACUAUUUUUUAAAAGAGAUCAUCUACGAAGGUUUUACAUGUAUUAUAAUUUAUGCUCAUUUGGGGACAUUGCGUAUGAGAGGGAUAUUCAGCAGUGUGAAUUUGAAAAGAUUCAAAAGGCAGAUGUUAUCUUUUCCAGGACUGUGUCUUGAAGGAGCUUUUAGAUGCUAAAGUUGUUUUUCAGGAAUAACACUCCAUUCUCCUCCUGUAAAUACUAAAGCACAUAUAUUUCUUAAUAUAUCAUCCUUCUAUAUUGACAUUAUUUUCUUUCCUGGUCAUCCUGAAAAAGUAAUUUACAACAUUUCUGAAGUCUGCACGAUACACUCACUCGUAGCAUCACAAAAGUACUGGCAUGCAGUACAAAAAGAUCAUUGGUAUCCUUUCAUGUUAUGACAUUUGCUCAUUAUGAAGAAAUGCGUUUUCAGAGUUCCUUAACUUGUACAAAUUCACAGCCAUGUGAUUCUGCUGAAUUGGACACUUCCUGUUGAAUAAAUUGGGGAAUGUGAGUCUGUAUUUUCAUUAGCAUGUUGAUGGUUUAAAUCUCUGUCUGGUGUCUUGCAGAGAAAAACAGACUCAUGUCAUUCCACUGCACUGGAGGCACGUGUGCAUUCAUGGUGCUGGUAUCAUGUAGUUCUGUGGUUAGAAAUAUUUUAUGCGCCCCUAGUUUUAGUUAUAACAGGAUUCCUUGGGUCCCCUGUUUCAUGUAUCCUGAUUGUGGGAUACACAAAACUGUUUGAGAUUGUGCUUCAAAGUUUAUUCAAAAGGUUUGUUUGUAUUGUACAGUACAUACAUGAAACAUUUUUUUUUAAAUGGCUUCUUUCCGUAUUUAACUAAUAGUACUUAAAACACCAUAUAAGUAGAGGAAGUGAUCUUUGUGGACAAAAAAGAUUGUAGCAGUUCCCAGUACUGUUUCGGUAAGCAAUUAACUACUGUAUCUUUCUAGCUUAGUGGACGUAAGUCCCAACAGAUCAAAAACAAAGUUUUGAUCUCAACAAUUUAUACGGUGGUUUGCGGUUUAAAUGUAAAAUAGUAUUGUGAGAUAAUAUUUAUCCUCUUUUAUUGUUUUAAACGAAAAUACACGGACAAUUUGCAACCAAAAUGUGACGUGCGUUAAGAUGGAAAGGUAUAAUGUAUGGAGUCAGUUUGACCCCAUUCACUGUUUGAUGUCUCUUAAAAACCAGUUCACCUUUUUUCAUCUUGAUACUGUAUGCAGUCAACAUGAUACUGUGUUUUCAAAAUCCUGUACCAACUUUAUGUGAAAACAUCUUGUUUGGGGUCAUGUUAUUUGUAGGUAUAUAAAACCUAAAAUUAACAACUUUUUUAAUCUGA